UGAGUGCGAGUAGCUGAGUGGUAACCAAACCAACAAUUUGCUAUAAAAAACAUAAAAAUUCACGUGUAAUAAGCCAAAUUGAAUGAAAAUACUCAGUUUUUAAAUUUGUAAUAAUGACUCAAGUUAUAACCAGAGCCGAAGUGAAUAAAAACAGGCACAGGAACAACCUGUGGCUGAUAAUACAUGACGAUGUGUACGAUGUAACAAAAUUUUUAGAAGAGCACCCUGGAGGUGAGGACACCCUUCUGGAUGCUGCGGGGUCAGAUGCCACUCAAGCUUUUGAAGAUGUAGGCCACAGUGAAGAUGCAAGAGAGCUGUUGCAACAGUAUAAAAUCGGAACUCUGCCAGAUGACGAAAAAUCAAAGAAAGCUGUUCCUGUUCUAACUUGCAAUUGGAAGUGGUACGCUCUUGCAGCACUCAUAAUCGGCGCUAUAGCUGUUGGCACUAUGGUGGCUAAGAAGAAUUCAUAAACAUAUCUAAAAGCUGUAACACACGGGCAUUACCGGUCGGACUUGGUUCGAUCAGCAUAUCUCUUUGUCGCUCUCACUUGUAGCUGCAUCCUUAACGGUCGUACGGCGGGCCAAGACGGUCCGGUACACCCGUCUGUUACAGCUAUAAGCUAGCACAAUUGUUUAUAUCGCCACAGGUAGUUGAUACUGUAACCCUUUAAAGCGCAAAAAGUUCAGUGUUCAAAUGAUCUACAUUGCGAAUUGAAGGGUCAAUCGCGAUAAAGUAACAGCAUAGGUAGGAAGGGAAUAACGGAUUAGUCGCCUGCGGUAUUUCCGGACUGAUAUGACCUUCAAACCUUAAAGAUAAGGACGUACUCGUAUCUUAAAGGCCGGCAACGCACUUCCAACCCCUCUGCAGGCUACUUGGUUGACUCCUAUAUCAUAAAAAAACGUAUAAUGAAUUUAAAAUAUACAUAUUAACUAGUAUAACAUUUAUAAUACAGAUAUCAUAUUUUUUUUAGUCUACCCGUUGACCACGAGCGCUGGUAAAGGGCUCAAAACGUCGGGAUGUAUUUUAAAUCCAUUAUACGCGAUAUAAUCCGAUUAAACUGUUAACCUACUUUUUGCAAAAAAUCGAGAAAUUCUGAACCAAUCAUGUGCAAAAAAGUUUUUAUUGAGCUUGUUUUCGUAUAUAAUAUAUUCGUGGCAUGAAAAAGUGGUUGUGCUGGCCCUGAUAUACCAUUCCAGUUCGUUUCGUCACAAUUAGUACAUGAAAUGUACGGUUUUAUUUUUUACACGAUUAAGUAAAUAAAUAAUAAUGUGCGGUGUACCUACCUAUAUAAUCUAUAAUACUUGUAUGUAUAGUGCAAAAAAUAACGAGCUAAUUCUGGGUUCAGAUUGCACUUUAUAUUUAUAUUUGAUCAAGCAAAUCUUGUCAGUAGAAUAAGACGGCAAAUUUAAAGAAUGUAGGCGCGAAGGGAUAUCUUCCCAUAAAUUUGAAUUUCGCGCCUUUUUCUACUAACAAGUUUUGCUUAUUUAUUAUUUUACAAUUGUCAUAUGCUCGAAUUUUUUUCUUAUAGGUAUACUUUUAAGCUAGAAGCAGAAUAAUUAACUCAUGAAUAUAUAUUUUACUAAGCGAAAAUCGAUCAAAUUUUAUAUCAAACUUAUUGUAUAAUUUGAUUUCUAGUGAUAAUAUAGGUACAUAUUUAUUUAUUUCAAUGUUAUUUGGCUAUUUUCUUUUUAAAUGUUUAUUAUUUUUACUCUUCGCUAUAGAUCAUGUUGCGGAAAUUUUCCAAAAUGUUGAGAAAGAUCUCAGAAAUUUUAGGAAUUUUUUACAGGAAACAAAAGAAACUUUAAUUUUGGAAAUGGAAAAUUUCAAUUCCUAUACAGAAAUAUGAGCAUUUUCCGAAAUUUUAGAAGUUUUUCGGCGGCACGAGUUUAGUACCUACAAUUAGAGAGCAUUCAUUAUAGUAUACUAAUAAUCACAAUACUAAGCGCCACUUGCACCAACCCACUAACCCGGGGUUAGCCGGUUAAACCUGGAGUGACCAUGGUUACCAGUACAAUUUGAUAAUGGGUUAACGUUUAACGGGUUAACCCCGGGUUAGUGGGAUGAUGCAAGUGGCCCUUAAAGUUUAAAAUUACAUAUAAACCUCAGUCUACUCAGUAGAAAUGUAAUGUAACUAGAUCGUCUGAAUGUGACAAUAAACAAA
Cydia strobilella is the source of this 2161-nucleotide messenger RNA. RefSeq names its product cytochrome b5-like. The transcript is spliced from 4 exons. NCBI's taxonomy places the organism in Eukaryota, Metazoa, Arthropoda, Insecta, Lepidoptera, Tortricidae. The record is from RefSeq and is a predicted model, not a curated record. Gene Ontology annotation, molecular function: heme binding. Gene Ontology annotation, cellular component: membrane; intracellular membrane-bounded organelle. The coding region runs from base 114 to 470 and encodes 118 amino acids.